AUGGUUCAUACGGCAGAAUUUCUCGAAACUACUGAAUACUCAGUUAAAUCAGUACUACAAGGUGGAUACAACCACGCAUUAUCACGCGAAUGGCAACAAGAGAGACAACUUAUGAAAAACAUGUUUAUUUUCCCUCUUUUCGUCACUGACGACCCGGAUGAAGAAAGCGAUAUCCCUUCGUUGCCCAACAUUAAACGUUAUGGAAUCAACAAAUUAAUUCCUUAUGUUGAUUCUUUAGUGAAAAAGGGUUUGAGAGCAGUGAUCUUAUUUGGAGUUCCAUUGAAACCUGGUGUCAAAGACGAAAUGGGAACCGCGGCUGACGAUCCAGACGGACCGGUUAUUUCUAGUAUUAAGUUGUUGAAAUCAAAUUUCCCUGAUUUAUUCAUCAUGUGCGAUGUAUGCCUUUGUGAGUAUACAAGUCACGGACAUUGUGGGAUCUUAAACGAUGAUGGAUCUUUGAAACCGGAACCUUCAGUGAAACGUAUUGCUGCCGUUGCCGUCAACUAUGCUAAAGCCGGUGCCAACUGUGUUGCACCAUCCGAUAUGAUGGACGGUAGAAUUAAAGAUAUUAAAGCAGGAUUAAUCAAAGCCGGAUUGGCAAAUAGAUGUCUUGUUAUGUCAUAUGCAGCUAAAUUCCUGGGUAAUUUGUAUGGUCCAUUUAGAGAUGCUGCUGGAAGUGCGCCCAGUCAUGGUGAUAGAAAAGCGUACCAAUUACCACCAGCAGGGUCAGGGUUAGCAAGAAGAGCGUUAUUGAGAGAUAUGGAUGAAGGUGCCGAUGCAGUCAUUGUCAAGCCAUCCACUUUUUAUUUGGACAUUAUAAGCGAUGCUAGCAGAGUGUGUCGUGAUUACCCCAUUUGUGCUUAUCAUGUAAGUGGUGAAUAUGCCAUGUUGCAUGCGGCUGCAGAAAAGGGAAUCGUUGAUUUGAAGGGGAUUGCUUUUGAGGCUCAUCAAGGGUUUUUAAGAGCAGGUGCAAGGUUGAUUAUCAGUUACUUUACUCCUGAAUUUUUGGAAUGGUUACAGGUAUAG
Lodderomyces margitis is the source of this 1026-nucleotide messenger RNA. It is a transcript of the gene HEM2, whose product is annotated as porphobilinogen synthase. The transcript has a single exon. Gene Ontology annotation, molecular function: zinc ion binding; porphobilinogen synthase activity. NCBI's taxonomy places the organism in Eukaryota, Fungi, Ascomycota, Pichiomycetes, Serinales, Debaryomycetaceae. The coding region runs from base 1 to 1026 and encodes 341 amino acids. The record is from RefSeq and is a predicted model, not a curated record. Gene Ontology annotation, cellular component: cytosol. Gene Ontology annotation, biological process: heme biosynthetic process.